CAGGCAGACAACAAAUAAUAAAGAUUGGGGAAUAUCCACAGCUGAUUUGGGUAUUUUGAGGGCAUUUCUUUGUGCCGGAAAAUGCGACAAGAUUAACAGCUUAAAAUGCCAGUUAAUAUAAAUAUUGGAUUACUAGGUCAUGUAGAUUCAGGAAAGACAAGCUUAUCAAAAGUUUUGUCAAAUGUUUCCAGCACUGCUGCCUUUGAUAAAAAUCCACAAAGUAAAGAAAGAGGAAUUACGCUGGAUCUUGGAUUUUCAGCAUUGUCAAUUGAUGCACCAGACAAGACAGAUGGAUUAAUUCUAACAUUUGUUGACUGUCCUGGGCACAAUUCCUUAAUUAGAACAAUUAUAGGAGGCAAUUUGAUUAUUGACAUGAUGAUUCUUGUUGUUGACAUCCAGAAAGGAUUUGAGCCUCAAACAGGCGAGUGCCUUAUUCUCGGUGAGAUCAAUAAGAAGCCUAUGAUUGUUGUGCUUAAUAAGAUAGACAUGAUUGAAGAGAGUAAGAGAGAUACAGCAAUAGAGAAAAUGACUAAAAAAGUAUCAAAGACAUUAGAUGCGACGAUAUUUAAAGAAACUAAAAUCAUUCCUGUGUCUGCAAUUAAGAAUAUUAAUAUUGAUAAAUUAAUAGAAUUAAUUAAAGAUGAAGCAUGCAAGCUAGAAUUAAGGAGACUUAAUGAUGCACCAUUUUUAUUCGCUUUUGAUCACUGCUUCUCGAUUAAAGGAUCAGGCACGAUUCUAAGUGGAACAGUCUUACAAGGAAGCAUAAAAAUUAAUGACAAUAUCCAAAUCCCGAGCCUUAAAAUUGAUAGAAAAAUCAAGAGCAUGCAAAUGUUCAAAAAGCCAAUCGAAAAGGCAAUUUCUGGCGAUCGUGUUGGAAUUUGUAUCACCAACUUUGAUUCUAAAUUAUUAGAACGUGGAUUAAUAUGCAAUAAAGGCACUGUCGAGACAUCGUACGCAACAGUCAUACAACUAAAUCGCAUUAAAUAUUUCAAACGUGACAUCAAGUCUAAAGCCAAAUUCCAUUGUUCAAUUGGUCACGAAACAGUCAUGGCUACAAUCAUAAUUUUCUCAAAUGAUAGCAAUGAAUUUGAUUUUGAGUCUGAAUAUCAGUAUGAAGACAUGAUAAUUGAGAAUGAUGAUAGGAACUACUUUGCACUUAUUGAGUUCGAACAUCCAGUACUGAUUUAUGAUGAUAUGCUGUUGAUAGCAUCUAAAUUGGAUACGGAACAGACGAAUGUCUGUCGAUUAGCUUUUUAUGGAAAUGUUCUCGUUAAGAAUUCAUCAACUGACAAGAACAGCAACGAAAGUUACCUCCAGAGACUUAAGAUUUAUAAGGAAAAGUCACGAGACGGAAAUGUUCAGCGACUUGUUAACAACUAUGAAAUUAUAGUGAUUAAUCUAUUUAAGAAGGAAACAGACAGGUCUAAAUUCGAGAGAAUGAAAUGCAGCUUAUCAACAGGUGAAGUUGGCAUCAUUUCAGGAUCUUUUGGACAGUCGUCAAAAGUGAAAGUACAAUUUUCUAGUCCUUUAUGUCAGGCGACAAUCGAUUCCAUCAAGAGCUGUAAAAGUGACAUUAAAGUUCAUCUGUCAUUCAAGAAAUUUAUAUUCGAUAAAAAUCAUCGAAUGGUUCAAUAAAUACAUUGAAGGGGUCCCCUUUUUGAAAUUUUCAAUUUUAUCAAAUUAUCGA
This is a messenger RNA of Chironomus riparius, 1687 nucleotides long. Lineage: Eukaryota; Metazoa; Arthropoda; Insecta; Diptera; Chironomidae. The record is from the annotation of a GenBank genome assembly.